Molecule: messenger RNA, 1178 nt
Organism: Eucalyptus grandis
Lineage: Eukaryota; Viridiplantae; Streptophyta; Magnoliopsida; Myrtales; Myrtaceae
Product: putative disease resistance protein RGA4
Exons: 2
Coding region: 108-1178 (356 amino acids)
Biological process (GO): defense response to other organism
Molecular function (GO): ADP binding
Source: RefSeq, a predicted model, not a curated record
GUACCAUUUCUUCACCGUUUCUUAUCUUGUUGCUUGCAUUACCUUCAGCCUCGCCGCUGUCAAAUUCGGUCCUUCGACAUUGCCCACGCUCCUGAGAAAGAACAAACAUGGCAGAAGCUGUCAUCGUGAGUAUUGCUGGAAAGAUCACUGCUUAUCUGAUUCCUGAAGUACUAGAAAAUGUUGGAAAGCUAUGGGGCUUCAAGCAUGAACUCGAGGUGCUCAAGGACACAGUCUCCACGCUUCAAGCUGUACUGAGACAUGCCGAAGAGCAAUACUACAAUCUCGAAAUCCAAGAUUGGCUUGAGAAACUGAAAGAUGCUUUCUAUGAUGCCCAAGAUGUGCUUGAAGAAUUCAAUAUAGAAGCUAUACGGCAAGAACUAAGGGACCACAGUGAAAUGAUCAAGGAGGUGAGAACAUUUUUCUCAAGUUCAAACCAGCUUGCUUUUAAACUGAAGAUGAGUUAUAAAGUAAGAGCAGUGAGGGAGAAAAUAGAAGCCAUUAACGCUGGUGGGAGAUUCCACUUGGAUGAGCGUCCCGUGGAUUCACAAGCAGAGAGAGAGUGGGGGAAGAGAGAAGAGACACAUUCGUUUAUACGCGAGGGAGAUAUUAUGGGGAGAGAUGAUGAUAAGAAGACAGUCAUGAAAUUUUUAUUGGAUUCAAACGUGAAAGAGCACGUUUCCAUCCUUCCAAUAGUUGGUAUUGGUGGGCUUGGAAAAACGGCUCUUGCUCAAUGUGUAUAUAAUGACGAGAUGGUCACUAACCAUUUUGACUUAAAAAUGUGGGUUUGCAUCUCUAAUGACUUUGAUGUGAAAAAAAUAGUGAAAAAUAUCAUAGCUUGUGCAAAGAAGAAAGAACCAACCGAGGUUGUUAUGGAACAUUUACAGAGUGAACUCAGGGGAGAAAUUGAUGGAAAAAGAUAUCUCUUAGUUUUAGACGAUUUGUGGAAUGUAGAUCAAGAAAAAUGGUUGAGCUUGAAAACUUUAUUGGUGGGAGGUGCUAGAGGAAGCAAGAUCCUUAUAACCACACGCCUUCCUUUGGUUGCGGAAAUUAUUGGCAUUGCUUUGCCUCAUUUUCUCGGGGGCUUAUCCGAAAAAGCGUCUGUUGAUUUAUUAAUGAAAAUGGCUUGUGGUAAACAAGAGGAAAUACAAGAUCCUGAAAUGCUAUCGCCAAAGAGAUAG